This is a messenger RNA of Owenia fusiformis, 1428 nucleotides long. The record is from the annotation of a GenBank genome assembly. Lineage: Eukaryota; Metazoa; Annelida; Polychaeta; Sabellida; Oweniidae.
CUCCACUAUUUUCUCCAUGGUAAAGUAUGAUAUUCCUGCUGGCAGAUAUACCCGAAUGUCGAACAAAUAUUGGUAUAAAACCCAAAGGACUAAAUAUGUUUGUAAUGUUGCUCGUUUUAAUAUUGUGUACAUUGGUUUGAUUAUAUACAAAAAAGACAAACUAUAAGUGAGCAUUCUCUAAACAUGAUAUGGAAUGGGGGAAUUGGAUAUAUGGGAGGUACUCUCAAUACACCCCAAUGGGGAUUUGGAUUUAUGGGAGGUACUCUCAAUACACCCAUUGGGGGAUUUGGAUAUAUGGGAGGUACUCUCAAUACACCCCAAUGGGGAAUUGGAUAUAUGGGAGGUACUCUCAAUAUACCCCAAUAUAUGGGAGGUACUCUCAAUACACCCCAAUGGGGGAUUUGGAUAUAUGGGAGGUACUCUCAAUACACCCCAAUGGGGAUUUGGAUUUAUGGGAGGUACUCUCAAUACACCCAAUGGGGGAUAUGGAUAUAUGGGAGGUACUCUCAAUACACCCCAAUGGGGAAUUGGAUAUCUGGGAGGUACUCUCAAUAUACCCCAAUAUAUGGGAGGUACUCUCAAUACACCCCAAUGGGGGAUUUGGAUAUAUGGGAGGUACUCUCAAUACAUCCCAAUGGGGGAAUUGGAUAUAUGGGAGGUACUCUCAAUACACCCCAAUCAUUAACAUUCCUCGACUUCAGAUGGCACUGUAAAUAUUAGGAUAUGUAAAAUAUAUCACUGUCAAGUUUGUAUGAUUACAUGGUCAAUGUUACCGGACAGAACAGACUAAUUUAUAUAAAAUCAGAUCACAUGGCAUGAAAGAUCAGGCAUUAUUAUAUCAAUGUUGCAAUAGUAUGUCUGGUCAAUUUUCCUGUUAAUAACCACCAUGAAUCUUGCAUCUUGGUUCAGUUGCUUGGACUUCACCUUGAUAUCUCUAGUGCUGUGUAUAAUCCCAUUGCCUGAAUAAAUAAAAUACAAAUGAUACUCUAAGAGCAAAGCCUAAAUUCAACUGACCCCCAGUAUGUUAUACAAGGCACGAAGGCAACUAUCAAUUCAAUAGCUUCUUUCAAUUAAAUAAAGCUUCUGAUAAUUUAAACCUUAACCCAACAAAAGUUGAAAGUCCAACAAGUGCCAGCCUUGCUACAAGUUUUAUGCCUUAGAAUCUUGUGAUUAGUAUAUACACAGGUAAUUUAUACUGGGCACCAUACAAGUUUGAACGAGCAUGUACGAGGCUCGUAAUUGAACUAUUAUUCAAGCAUGCAAAAGGAUGUGGGUCAAAAGUUAUGGGUUCUUACGAGCAAGUACGGGACGCAUCACUAGACCCGUACAAGGUUGUACAGAGCCUAUAUAGGGAAUGUGGCUUGUACAAGGGGCGAUCCAUAUAUUCUGAUAAAAAUGCUCUAAUUUUGUGAUUUUUUCACAUAUCCC